This is a messenger RNA of Arabidopsis arenosa, 4591 nucleotides long. Lineage: Eukaryota; Viridiplantae; Streptophyta; Magnoliopsida; Brassicales; Brassicaceae. The record is from the annotation of a GenBank genome assembly.
AUUAAUCACAGAUGCAGAUUGAUUCUCCAUUUUUCUCGGGAGAAAAGUUUGUUCUUGCGAGUUUCCCGGAAAAUCUCCUCGCCGGAGAUGGAGCAUAUGAUGAAAGAAGGGAGGUCUCUUGCAGAGACGCCGACUUACUCUGUUGCUUCUGUUGUUACUGUUUUGGUCUUCGUUUGCUUUCUCGUUGAACGCGCCAUUUACAGAUUUGGAAAGUGGUUAAAGAAGACUAGAAGAAAGGCACUUUUUACUUCACUUGAGAAAAUGAAAGAGGAGUUGAUGUUGCUGGGACUUAUAUCACUGCUCUUGUCACAAAGCGCAAGAUGGAUUUCAGAAAUCUGUGUCAACUCUUCCCUUUUCAAUAGUAAAUUCUACAUUUGUUCUGAAGAGGACUAUGGAAUCCAUAAGAAAGUUCUUCUGGAACACACCUCUUCUACAAACCAGAGUUCCUUACCUCAUCAUGGAAUACAUGAAGCCGCUCAUCAAUGUGGUCAUGGCCGUGAACCAUUUGUGUCGUAUGAGGGACUCGAGCAACUCCUAAGAUUCUUAUUUGUCCUGGGUAUCACUCAUGUUCUGUACAGUGGCAUUGCCAUUGGUUUAGCCAUGAGCAAGAUUUACAGUUGGAGAAAAUGGGAAGCCCAAGCGAUCAUAAUGGCUGAAUCUGAUAUCCAUGCAAAGAAGACCAAGGUGAUGAAGCGUCAGUCUACAUUUGUUUUCCAUCAUGCCUCGCAUCCUUGGAGUAACAAUCGUUUUCUCAUCUGGAUGCUUUGUUUCCUGCGGCAGUUUAGAGGCUCCAUACGAAAGUCUGACUACUUCGCUCUUCGGUUAGGUUUCCUCACUAAACAUAAUUUGCCAUUUACAUAUAACUUCCAUAUGUAUAUGGUACGGACAAUGGAAGAUGAGUUUCAUGGCAUUGUUGGAAUUAGCUGGCCACUUUGGGUUUACGCUAUAGUAUGCAUCUGCAUAAAUGUUCAUGGCCUGAAUAUGUACUUUUGGAUAUCAUUCAUCCCUGCCAUUCUUGUCAUGUUGGUUGGAACCAAACUUGAGCACGUUGUCUCGAAGCUUGCUCUGGAGGUAAAGGAGCAGCAGACAGGCACAACUAAUGGUGCUCAAGUCAAACCACGUGAUGGACUCUUCUGGUUUGGGAAACCAGAAAUUCUGCUACGGUUGAUACAAUUUAUCAUCUUUCAGAAUGCAUUUGAAAUGGCAACAUUCAUCUGGUUCUUGUGGGGAAUCAAGGAAAGAUCUUGCUUCAUGAAGAACCAUGUGAUGAUAUCAAGCCGACUAAUUUCUGGGGUUCUUGUUCAGUUCUGGUGUAGUUAUGGCACUGUGCCUCUCAAUGUAAUCGUCACUCAGAUGGGAUCCCGGCACAAGAAAGCUGUGAUAGCAGAGAGCGUAAGAGACUCACUUCACAGCUGGUGCAAGAGAGUGAAAGAGAGGUCUAAGCACACGAGAUCAGUGUGUUCCCUUGACACAGCAACAAUAGAUGAGAGAGACGAGAUGACAGUGGGGACAUUAUCGAGGAGCUCAUCGAUGACUUCACUGAAUCAGAUAACCAUAAACUCCAUAGACCAAGCAGAGUCCAUAUUCGGAGCAGCAGCUUCAUCGAGCAGUCCUCAAGAUGGAUAUACGUCGAGGGUGGAAGAAUAUCUGUCUGAAACAUACAAUAACAUAGCUGACGGGUCGAUUCACGAGUACAACAACCAAGGCUUCACCCAAAUCUCGAAUGCUCGCUACUUUGUUGGUGGUUCCGAAGGAAUCUGUGGUUCUGAGUUUCUGGAUGUUCAUCCUUCUUCUGAUACACCUCUUCUCAAGGGGAACUCCUUCAUCAGGUUUGAUGAUAUCACUUUUGUAAGAACCAAGGAAUCUGCUAGCAAGCAGAAUUCCACUCAGGUGACUGCAGGCUUGGUUGAAGCGAUACUAUUUGAGGUGAAGCAGAAAGACAGAGUUGGUGGAUCUUUUUUCAAAUCUGAGGACAUGUGUUGUACGCCAAAACUUGCAGAUGCUGGUUCCUGCAAACUUGGCGAGGUUAUGAUUAGUGCAGAUCCUAGUGAUCCUGAAUGGCCUAAGCGGAUUCCCACUUUUUUCAAAAGGGGUGAGGAAGAAGUAAAGAUGUCUCCGGAAGCUGUGAUUAUAAAGAAAACUGGAUGGUACACUGUUUACUUCAUGACAUGUGAUCCGGAAUUGGAUGGCACCACAAUCAGAGGAAGAACAGUUUGGAAGAACAGAGGUGGCUAUUUGCAGGGAGAUAAAGCUCCUUUGAUGAAGUUCUACGCCUUCAUGCUUUUGGCUUAUGUGGUUCUUGGCCUACUUUGGUUUCCACAAGUUGCUCAGUAUUGGAAGGAUGGAAUCCAGUUGCACAGUCAUAUCAGCUUGGUAAUUGUAUUUACCAUGGGUGAAUUGGCCUUCCUGUACUUUGACUUCGCUUAUCUCGACUCAGCUGGUACAAGUCCUAUGGAGGUUACAGUAUGGGCAAUAACCCUUUCUUCCAUGAGGAAGGCACUCUCCCGGCUUCUACUGUUGGUCAUAUCUUCAGGGUAUGGGAUAGUGAGACCUACCCUUGGUGGCAUAACAUUGAGGAUGCUUCUUAUUGGUGUCCUAUGCUUUGUUAUAAGCGAAUCUCUCGGGUUGGCUAUGCAAUUUGGGAACUUUUCUGAAAAUGGAAUGACUUUCCUAAUGCUUUCUUGGGCUAUACUGGAAACUUGCUUUAUCCAGUUGAUUUUCAGAUCCUUGUGGAAAACGCUUAAGAAGCUUAAGCUGAAUAAGAGGAACAUUGCUAAGCUGCAGCUCUACAAGAAGUUUGCAACUAUGCUUGUAACCAUGAUGGUGCUCAAUUUUGCCUGGUUUUAUGUGCAGGUAUAUGUCUACAACUCUCUAAGUGAGUUUUGGCAAGUGAAGUGGAUGAUCCCAACACUUUGGUACUCUCUUUCUUAUGCACUAUUGGUACUGAUUUGCCUCUUUUGGCCUCCAUCGGAAAAACCAAUGAGGUACCUAUACGUAGCUGACAUGGUGGAAGAGGCUGAAGAAGAUGAUCUCUCCGUUGCAGAAACCGGUAUGAACGUAACAAAGGCUGAAGAUGGCGAUGUUGAGAGGUAUGAAAGGAAGACUCUUCUGGAAGCAUUCAUCAUAUUGCUUGGAAAUUUACCAGGGGAGAGUAAUCGGAUUUUCUGUUUCAUGAACUUGUUGACUCACUUUCUGCUUCUUCUUGAUCCCGAGGAAGAAGAAGAAACUCUUGUUCCCAUGAUCAUCGUCGAUGUUCUUUGGAAACUGUUUCCUCUAUACUCGUUUGGAUCAGAAAGAGAUUCUCUCUCAGAGUCCAUUUUGCAGAUAAUCCCCGAGACAAUGGCUUCUUCUACCACUAAAAUCCUCUGUGAUGCCGGUGAGUCAGACCUCUGUAGAGACGAUUCAGCUGCAUUUCUACUCAAAUUUGUAGCCAUUGCCUCCAUUCUAUUAGCUGGAGCUGCUGGUGUAGCCAUACCUCUCAUUGGCAGGAACCGUCGGUUCCUUCAAACCGAGGGAAAUCUCUUUGUAGCUGCUAAAGCCUUUGCAGCUGGUGUCAUACUCGCCACUGGAUUUGUCCAUAUGCUUGCAGGCGGCACGGAAGCUCUGAGUAAUCCGUGUUUACCAGAUUAUCCGUGGUCUAAGUUUCCCUUUCCCGGUUUCUUUGCAAUGGUGGCUGCUUUAGUUACUCUGCUUGUGGAUUUUAUGGGGACACAGUACUAUGAGAGGAAGCAAGAGAGGAAUCAGGCUGCUGGUGAAACCGCUGUUGUUGAGCCUGGUCGUGAAGAGACUGCUGUUGUUCCCGUGGUUGGGGAAAGAGUCAACGAUAAUAAAGUAUUUGGUGAAGAAGACGGUGGCGGGAUUCACAUUGUUGGUAUUCGUGCUCAUGCUGCUCACCAUAGGCAUAGUCACUCUAAUAGCCAUGGUACAUGUGAUGGACAUGCUCAUGGACAUUCACACGGACAUGGACAUGGACAUGUGCACGGGAAUUCAGAUGUUGAAAAUGGAGCUAGGCAUGUUGUUGUUUCUCAGAUAUUGGAGCUUGGGAUUGUGUCGCACUCAAUCAUCAUCGGUUUAUCCCUCGGAGUAUCGCAGUCUCCAUGCACGAUCAGGCCUCUCAUUGCAGCUCUGUCAUUUCACCAGUUCUUUGAAGGAUUUGCGCUCGGAGGCUGCAUCUCUCAGGCACAGUUCAGGAACAAAUCAGCAACCAUAAUGGCUUGCUUCUUCGCGCUAACCACACCGAUAGGGAUCGGAAUUGGAACCGCAGUGGCCUCGUCUUUCAACUCGCAUAGCCCUGGAGCUUUGGUCACCGAGGGGAUACUGGACUCGCUGUCAGCUGGGAUUCUGGUGUACAUGGCUCUGGUGGACCUCAUCGCAGCUGAUUUUCUAAGCAAGAGGAUGAGUUGUAAUGUGAGGCUUCAAGUUGUGUCUUAUAUAAUGUUGUUCCUUGGAGCUGGACUUAUGUCCGCUCUCGCCAUUUGGGCUUAGCUCUUAGAUUACAUAUUAUCUCAUGUAGAAUCAAAUAAUAUACUGCUCCUGCAACUUCAUAUUUUUGCCUUGAUUCAUAUGAAUAUAAUAAAUAGAGGAACAUAUU